Ornithodoros turicata is the source of this 4646-nucleotide messenger RNA. Its product is annotated as glutamate receptor 1-like. Gene Ontology annotation, cellular component: postsynaptic density membrane; plasma membrane. The transcript has 16 exons. Lineage: Eukaryota; Metazoa; Arthropoda; Arachnida; Ixodida; Argasidae. Gene Ontology annotation, molecular function: glutamate receptor activity; transmitter-gated monoatomic ion channel activity involved in regulation of postsynaptic membrane potential. Gene Ontology annotation, biological process: modulation of chemical synaptic transmission; monoatomic ion transport; synaptic transmission, glutamatergic. Bases 234 to 3005 code for a protein of 923 amino acids. The record is from RefSeq and is a predicted model, not a curated record.
CCGACUACUCUGGGAUCCAUUCUCCAGCAUCUUUAAUCUUUUCCUUGUGGAUGUUGCGAGGACUCUGGGAAAGAAGUUUUUUUACCGCCAUCCGCGAGGGCCAAAUCAACGGAAGGGUUAAUGUUUUUGAAUGCAUUGAGAACCAUCGGUCGGUUCAUACUCGGUGGAUGUUAAUGCAGUGACGGACGUUACUGGGACGUGUCUGAGGGAAGCGUGUGGAUUCGGGUGCAGCAAUGGGUCGUCUGUUGCAGUCGGUGGUUUGCUGGACGGUGAUUGUGAUUUUCGGGUUCGUGCACCGAGGAUGUACCGUAAAAAUCGGUGUGAUCGUCAAACCGGACCUGAACAUCGUUCAAGCUGCUUACGAAGGAGUUAUGUACAAUUACAGCAACAGUAACGUUGCGCAGGAGAUACAGUUCAAGGUCAAGACCAACUUCGCCACUCUCGAGGACACGGACCUGUUCUCCACCAGUCGAACGUUGUGCGAGCAGCUCCGGUCCAACGUGACGACCGUGAUUUUGUCGAGCACCGUGCACUCGUCGCUGGCGCUGCAGUCGCUCUUCAAGAACACCAACGUCCCCUAUGUGGCCACCUCGUAUCAAGAGCACUGCAGCAUCAACGUCGGAGGAAACCUCAACCUCCCUUCCGCAGACUCUCUCGGGGUAUCCCUAUUGCCCGACUAUCUCCCCGCAGUCGCCGAGGUUAUCGACCAUUUCAAAUGGGAGUCAUUCGUCUAUAUUUACGACUCAGACAAUGGUCCGUCUAAGCUGCAGCGGUUGUUAAGUCACCAGUACAAGAACCCCGUGACCAUGAGGUUCGCCAAGCACAUUUCCAACAGCAGCGAGGCCAAUCAGUUUCUCAGGCAACUGGAAGAUGCGGAUCGAGAAAGCCGAAAGUACGUGGUUCUCGACAGUGUCUUCGACACAUCCAAGGCCAUUAUCGUAGAUCACGUUAGGGACAUCUACAUGGGGAGAAGGAACUACCAUUUCCUCCUCGUCAAUCCGGUAGUGAAUGAGCUGUCUUACCAGAAGAUCCCAGAAUUUGCUGCCGUCAACAUCACAGGAUUCCGCAUGAUCAGCGAAGACCUGUCUCAGCAGUCGUCCUACGUACCAGCGCAUGAACCUAAAGAGAAGAAAAUAACGGUCGAAGAAGCUUUGAUUCAUGACGCAGCGUCCUUGAUCGUCAACACGUACAAGGACCUCAAGCUGCGCAGCCUCGUUCCCCACAGGUAUUCGUAUAUAUUUGAAGACCACGAGGAGACUGAGCACGUGGCACCAGGAUCUCUGGUCAUGGCCCAUGGCGAGUCCCCAGAAGCUGAAAUGGUCGAUGAGGGAGACCAAGUGCUGGCCGAUGCUCCAGACACUAGGACCAGCUGCGGAGGGCAGCCGUCAGUGCCACAAGAGUUGGGGGAGAUCAUCACCAGAAACCUCAGAGAGAGAAGUUUUCAGGGCCUGACUGGCUUCAUACGGUUUACCUCUGAUGGAUGUCGAAUUGACUACGGUAUUCAUGUUGUUCAGUUGAACACCAAAAACGAAGCCGUAAAGAUCGGAGAAUGGUCGGACACAAAAGGGUUCGAAGCAGUCACUGCACCUGCACCGAAGGUUGAGAAUGAGACGGAAGCCUUAGACAAGAACAAGGUCUACAUUGUCAGAAGUGUCCUGGACAAGCCAUACAUGAUGCUGGAAGAGUCUCAAGAGCUCACGGAACGAACAGGAAAUGAUCGGUUCGAUGGCUACUGCAAGGACCUCAUGGAUCUUAUUGCGAAAGACCUCGACAUUAAAUACGAAUUAAAGGCUGCUGAAGAAACAGACUAUGGCAGAAGGGACCACAAAGUCCAGGGCGGCUGGACCGGCUUGGUUGGUGAAGUCUUGAGAAAGGAAGUGGACAUGGGCCUCGGAGGUACCUUGGUCACCUCAGAACGCCUGGAAGCCGUGGACUUUACUGUGCCAUUCAUGACAACGGGAACGGCAGCACUGAUGCGGAAGCCUCGGCCACGUUCAGGGGACGGCAUGUUCACUUUCCUGAGGCCGUUCUCCUUCGUGUUGUGGAUCUUCGUCGCAUCGAGCGUGGCCAUCGUCUUCGUGAUCAUGUUCUUCCUCAGCUUCUUCACGACGCGUGUAUCACCCAGCAAACCCGGUGUGGAGCCCAGUGCUGCGGGUUCGCUGUACAAAAGUCUUUGCUACUCUCUGGAGGCUUUCACACCACAUUAUUUGGACUCCUAUUACGCCAGGUCAAUAUCUGGUCGGCUGGUAGGCAACAUCUGGUGGCUGUUCAUCGUGUUCGUCUUCUCGGCCUACACAGCAAGCCUGGUACCGUACUUGUAUUCAGAAACACGGCUGCGAGACCUACGGACUCUGGACGAUCUCGCACGCCAGUUGGACCUUGAGUACGGGUUCGUUAAGCAGUCGCCUGCUAGACAGUACUUCGAGAAUUCAAGCUUGAACUCCACAGUCCACAAGAAGAUGUGGGAGUUCAUGAACAGCAAACCCGACGUAUUCGUCAACUCCUACGAAGAAGGCGUAGAAAGAGUACGGAAGUCAGAAGGAAAAUAUGUCUUCUUGACGGACGCAAAUAAAGUGGACUACAUCAGCUCACAGAAGCCUUGUGACACCACGAGGCUCGGAGAUGUCGCUGGGGUUAGAAGCCUGGCCAUUGCGUUGCCCAAGGGCUCCUUCUUGAGAAAGCACCUCGACGGUGCUAUUACGCGCCUAGCGGAACAAGGAGAACUGGACAAGCUGAAGAAAAAGUGGUGGGUCGAAAAAUCGUCGUGUAAGGAGAAUGGGAAGCGGGCAAAGCCGACCGCGAUGCCGUUAGAGAACUUCAUAGGCGUCUUCUUCAUCUUGGGCGGUGGCGUUGGUCUUGGAAUUCUGGUGGCCCUCAUUGAGACCAUCUAUAAGGCUUGUACGAGGUCGUCUGCUGCAAAGGCUGGCGUUCCGGAAACUGCGUCGACCGGUUCCGUCCCCGUGCCGGAAAAGGAAUUUGCGGAGCAAGUCCUCGUCAGCGCGUAGGAACACAGGCAACAACGUUAACGCAAGAACGAACAAAAUGUAACGACGAACUACGAAUGUACCUCCGACUUUGGUUACAACUAUCAUUUCCAUUAUCAAACGACAAGGCCCCGAAGGGCGAGAUUUCCGACUACAAGCUACACCAUAACAUUUUCUCUAUAUCAGGAAAUGUUUUCACUAGCAAAAAGUAGUCCCGAACAUUAACGACGUUUCAGUCAGUGUGUCAAAACGUGCCGCCAAUCCCUUUAUCAGCGUCGUGGCGCGAGGGCCAGACCAUCGGAACGAUAAACCGUAAGCCCCCUUUCAUUUUCCCCAGUUUCUCGACAAACUUUACAACCAGUACGAAAAGGUAAUGCUCACGUAAUAUGAACAAGUUUUUGAACUGUAGCGUUUUUUAACCUCGCAAGUGUAGCAUGUGUUACCCGUGUGUGUCCUUUUGUAAGGCCCAUUGUUCUCCCGAAUCCAACUGUUCCAUAAACAAUAUUUUGUACGCUUUGUAUAUCUCGGCGGUUUUUCGGGCCGCGAAGAUGCUACUACGUCAUUUCCAUUCCUCUGUAUAUUCCAUGUCCCAUAUACCCUCAAGUCGUGGUGUAAAUGUCGAAGUGAGGGCUCGCAGCGUCGUUUUGCGUACCCUGAUUUCGUAGUAUUGGCGUCUGAUAACUUUUGGUAUCAUUUUCAUCUUGCUCGACCUUUGUAUCUUUUUUUAACGAUCUUUUCUUGUGUUGGCAAUCGAACGUUGUCGAUUACUCGCGGCAUCUGCUUCGCUACCGAAGCAGCACUGUGUACCGAAUGUUGAUAUGCAUGGGGGUGGACCCCAAGCAACACAAUGUACUGAAAGUCGAGUGCAAUAGGGGUGGACGGGUAGGUGGAAGACCUUGAACAGACUCUUGAACCUAAGGGACAUUGAUAAGACACAUACCGUCCACCCCUAUUGAACUCGACUUGCAGUACAUUGUGCUGCUUGGGAUGGCUGGCCUUAUCAGUACAGUGGUUCGUCUUAUCAGUGCAGUGCUUGAUUUCGUGGACCUACCCAUGUAGAUAAGAACCUUGAUCUACAUGUCCACCCCGACGCACUGGCACAUUUAUUAUACGUCGUGCUGAUUAUGAAGUUCGGGUUUCCUAUCCCUUCCUUGACACAACUGUCGACAUGUAUUACCAUCCUUUCCCCUUUUAUCUUUCCUUUUCCUUUUUUUUUUCCUUUUUCUGCCAAUAAAUCCCCCUCCCCCCCUAUCAUGAUACCGAUUGUCCCAGAAAACGACAGCAGCAUUGUUACAUGGCAGUUCAUGAUACAUAUAGAUUUCACCAGCUCAUUGUACAUAGCUCUAUCUCUAUAUAGGUAUCUUAUCAGCGAAUGACUUUGUAUACGACUGUGUGUCCAAAUUGGUAAAAUGGUGCUCAAUAUAGUGGAUGCGUGUAUACACUGCCGUUUAAGUAGCGCUGUAUUGUAACGUUGCUCAUAAAAUAUUGUUUCACUCCUUUUCCUCUAUCUAUAUAUUAUAUUGCUCUGUGAUAUAUGGCGAGAUACACUGAGACUUUUUUUAUCAGAAUUUCCGCGAUAAAAAAAGGAGGAAUGUUGUACAGGCUUUUGCUGCAUUGUUACUGUAUUUCGUUUUUCUCAAAUAAAUGGCUGAUGGUACGGUA